Messenger RNA from Astyanax mexicanus (Mexican tetra), 1105 nucleotides. It is a transcript of the gene manbal, whose product is annotated as mannosidase beta like. Gene Ontology annotation, cellular component: membrane. The coding region runs from base 152 to 415 and encodes 87 amino acids. NCBI's taxonomy places the organism in Eukaryota, Metazoa, Chordata, Actinopteri, Characiformes, Acestrorhamphidae. The transcript is spliced from 3 exons. The record is from RefSeq and is a predicted model, not a curated record.
UUCUCUCUUCCUCUGUCUCCGUGUUAAACCGCAGAGCCAGAGGGAAACAAAGGGACAUGUCGAGCUAAAUUAUCAGCUAAACUCUGUAUUUAUCCAUAUUAAACUGAUACAGGAGACUCCGGGCUGUGGAUAACUGCUUCAGAUAAACAUCAUGUCAGGAGACCUGGACCUCUCCCCACCCGAGGUUCCUGAGCCCACCUUCUUUGAGAGUGUCCUGCGUUAUGGCCUCUUUCUUGGAGCUAUUUUCCAGCUUAUCUGCAUUUUAGCCAUUAUUAUCCCCACAUCCAAGAGCCAUGAGCAGGAAGAGACUGCAGAGCCAGUCGACACCAAAGUUUCUGAACAAAACAAAAAGCCAAAGGCCCCGAUCCAGCAGAUACGACAGAAACCAAAGAAGGAGAGCAAGAAGAAGAGAUAAGACUGUGGAGUUUUGGUCUGAGUGUGCCAGCCAGUGUGGAAUUGAGUGUUUCUGGUAAAACUGUGUGAACUUCAUCAUGCACUAUCAAACCAUGGACUGUCGAACAGCACUGCAACAUUUCAUAUUAGAAUGCGUAUCUGCCCGUAUCACCAUUACACUACAGUACACUCUUAAACAUGAAGGUGCUUCAGAUGGUUCUUUGAGCCAUGCAAUAGAAUAUAAAAAGAAUUUAAAGAACCAAAUUUGUAAUAAGGACGAGUGUCUUUUUUUUUUUUUUUUAAACCUUAAAAAGGUUAUUUAAUCACUUGAAAUACAGAUUCUUUAACCGGGUAAACAUCUCUUUUACGAUUGAUAAUGAUUUUUUUAAUGUUUUUUCUGUGGCAUCCCCCAAGGAACCGUUUGAAGCACCUUUAUCUUUAAGAGUGCAGAAUGUUUUCUAACAUUUUAGUUCAUGUAUUAACUAAUUUCAUUGACUACAUCCAUAAAGUACAUCCUUUAAAUUUCAUUUUUCUAAUUGUAUUAUCGUUAUAAUUAUGUGUAUAGGGCCACUUAAUAAAUCAUGUAUGUUUCUUUUUUUUUUAAUGUAUACCUGUAUUGUUUUAAAUAAUAAACUGUUUGUGGGCUCGUUCCAUUCCGCACACCCAAGUACUAGUAAUCUGAUCUUUUCUAAAUAAAGCCAUGGAAAGUUUA